UUAGUUUCCCACUUCCCGCUAGCUUUGAGCCCAAAGCAUUACUAUAAUUGUAGAAGGGACCAUCUAUCUUAACUCAUGGACGGAGCCCCUCAGCAAGUGGCGGCCUGGAGAUGGGAAAGUUGACAUCCAUGCCUGCAGGUCUGAUAUAUGCAUCUAUAAAUGUGCAUCUAGCCAAAGAAGAGGAACCCAAAAAGCAGCUAAUGAGACCAGACAAGCUCCCCAUAUACACUGCGCCACCUCUCCAUUCUAAAUAUGUUGAAGAACAGCCUGGUAAUUUACAAAGGGGCUUUGCAUCUGUCCGCACUACAACUGUUUAUUAUAUUGGCUGGUGCAAGAGCAUUUAUCUCUUUAUGAAGAAUGGGGUUAUGGAUACAGUACAAUUUGGAAAAGAUGCAUAUGUCUAUCUGAAGAAUCCUCCUCAAGAUUUUCUUCCCAAAAUGGGAUUGAUUACAGCUUCGGGAUUGGCAGGUUUGGUUUCAGCAAGGAAAGGUUCUAGGUUUAAGAAGAUUGCUUAUCCACUAGGACUGGCCACAUUAGGAGCAACUGUUUGUUACCCAGCUCAGUCAGUAAUAAUUGCAAAGAUAACUGGGAAAAAGGCAUAUGCUACAAGCCAGCAAAUUUUUCAAGCCAUUAAGUCAUUGUGGACAAAAAACAGUGAAAACGAAUCACUCCCUGAACCAAAGGAAGAAACCAAGGAAGGAAGGUCUGAUGAAAUCCCUGCCAAAAUGCCUGACAGGAAACAUUCAGUAUCUUUGCCAAAAGACAUUGCCUCUGCAACAAAGAUUAAAUCAGAAUCCACCUCAGGUACUACACAGUUUAUACCUGACCCCAAGCUCAUGGAUCACGGGCAGUCUCAUCCAGACGAUAGAGAUAUGUACAGCACUAGAAGCUGAAUUAUUUUGCAGAAGGAGCCUGCAUAAAGAACUGCAAGGUGUACCAAGUUGCAAACAAUGGGGAAAGAUCACAUAAUGAAUGGGUAAUUGUCAGAAUGUGACUUGAAAUUUUUCCAUGACAUUUUCAAAUAAACAGUUUGGUCAAUGA
Molecule: messenger RNA, 1041 nt
Organism: Apodemus sylvaticus (European woodmouse)
Lineage: Eukaryota; Metazoa; Chordata; Mammalia; Rodentia; Muridae
Gene: Apool
Product: apolipoprotein O like
Exons: 9
Coding region: 111-893 (260 amino acids)
Biological process (GO): cristae formation
Cellular component (GO): MICOS complex
Source: RefSeq, a predicted model, not a curated record